Molecule: messenger RNA, 1268 nt
Organism: Paramecium octaurelia
Lineage: Eukaryota; Ciliophora; Oligohymenophorea; Peniculida; Parameciidae
Source: the annotation of a GenBank genome assembly
AUGAUAGAGAUCUAAAAAAUUAUUAAGUCAACCCCAGGUGAUAAUUCGAAUAAGACUACCUAGAAUAAAGUCAACCACUCAACUAAGCCUAAUAAUAAUUCGGAAGUGCAAAAGGACUUUCUAAAAUUGUAAGCAAUACUUGAUUCAAAACCUAAAUCUGAUAAAACUUCGAAAUCUAAUGCUCCUCCUAAGGUGCAGCAACAAAAAAUCCCCGAAUUAAAGAUCAAAGAGCAAAAUGGACAGAAACAAAAUAAUAAUGUGAUAAACAAAAAGCAUCCUGAAUAGAAAAAAUAAACAAAUGAGCCUAUAGUAAAGCAAAAGGAUAAUGAAAAAAUCAAAUCAAAACAUGAGAUUUCUAAAUUUGAAAACAUUUAAAAGCAAAUUAAAACCAACCCUCAAUAAAUACCAAAAUAGAAGGAAGAGAAGGAAUCUUCUUAUUAGCCAUUAAAAAUACAUAAGCCCUUGAUCAAAGAAAAGGUUGCUUCGAAAGAUGAAGAUGAAUUAAAUGAGAAUGGAAAUCAGAUUGUAAUCUAAAAGAAAAAUCAGCCAAACACUGAGAAGCAGGAAUUGCCAAAAAAGAUUCAUGCAGAAGUCCAAAAAUAAGCAGCUCCUUCAAUUUCAGGACCGUCUAAUUAGUCAACAUAAUAAUAAUAGUAACCUAAGAAGGAUCUUGGAGAUCUCAAGUUAAUGGAAUUAUUAUAAAAUUCAUCCAAAACCAAUACGAAGAAGAAGAGCAAAAAUAAAGAUUAGAAAGAGCAAGGAAAACUAAAGGAUUCAAAACAUUAAAGCCAAUAACCAAAUUCAUCUGUGAAAAAGGACAAAAUCAAGGAUUUAUAGAAUUAAAAAUCAAAGCCUUUUCCUAUUAAACCAUAAAUCAAAGACUUAAGCAUGUAGAAAAUCAAUAAACAAAAGAACUUAGUUAAUGAUGAUUAUGAUUUGAAUGAUUCCUUUAUAAAUGAUUCGGAAAGUGUAGACGUGGAGAUAGAUCCAAAUGAAAUAGUCAGCGAAUUAAAAAAGUUACAAAGGUAUUUCUUGAGUUUAAAUGUGUAGAAAAAAGGAAGGAAGAAAGUAGAGCGAUUUCGAAGAUGAUAUUGAAGAGGCAGGGUUCGACAUCAUGUAGAAAGAGGAGAAGAAAUCCAGAGUCUUGGGAAUUAUAGAUGACUACAGAGAAGAGAAGUACAUAAAGAAGGAGAUAAAAAAAGAGAAAAAACAGAAAAAAAAGUUGUUGGAAAUGAAAAAUAAAUAAGAGAAUAAAAAAGACUGAUGAG